Molecule: messenger RNA, 786 nt
Organism: Trifolium pratense (red clover)
Lineage: Eukaryota; Viridiplantae; Streptophyta; Magnoliopsida; Fabales; Fabaceae
Exons: 1
Coding region: 1-786 (261 amino acids)
Source: RefSeq, a predicted model, not a curated record
AUGCACACAAUAGUAGUAAAUCAAGGAGCCUCCAUUAAAAACCUGGAGACUCGGAUAAGACAACUAACCAAGCUCAUAACAAAUUUCUCGAAGGACUAUGCUAGAAACACAGUUGGUAACCCUACAAAGGAAGAGUGUAAAGCUCUCAGAGAGAGAACUGAAACGGCGGAAGAAAAACAAAAGAGGGAUGAGAAGGAGCUAAGGCAGCUGCAAAAGUGGUUCAAACAGCUAGGACUAACUUUGGAAGAAGCAUACGACGAAUUCAUGGAAGAGUUAGAUAAGUACUACGAGGAGACUCUCGCUGAAAGAUUAAACAUAGUAAGCCAACUCCCGAUUAAGCGAAAGGACCCCGGAACAUUCGUCAUACCUUGCUACUUGGGAAAGGUGCAAGAAAAAGCCCUUUGUGAAUUAGGCUUCAACAUCAACUUAAUGCCGCUGAAGUUCGCAAGGAAAUGGGAGAUCGAGGAGCUCAACAUUCACUAUGAAAAAGAGAUCGUGUUAGCAGAUCAGUCAAUCAUACGCCCAAGUGGAAUCAUGAAAGACGUGAUAGUAAAAGUCAAUAAUAUGCUUUUUCCAGUUGAUUUCACAGUAGUUGAUAUAGAAGAGGAUGCUGAUGUCCCGAUCAUUCUCGGAAGACCUUUUCUAGCUACCAGUCGUGCUGUUAUUGACAUGGAAAAAGAAGUGCUAAAGCUAAGAAUGAGGGAUGAAGAGCAACUGAUCUACAUUCGAGGUGAAAAUGACUGGUGCUGCUGGAUAGAAUCCAGAGAACCCAAGAACCCAGGAUGA